CGCAAGGCAAGCAUGGUGUCCCGGAGGUUCAACCCGGUCGAGCAGUGCGCCUGCGAGGGCCGGUCGCGCCAGGCCGUCGCGGCCGACCUCGACGGCACGCUGCUCCUGUCCCGCAGCGCGUUCCCGUACUACCUCCUCAUCGCGCUCGAGGCCGGGGGCCCCCUCCGCGCCGCGGCGGUCCUACUGUCCGUGCCGCUCGUGUACCUCACCUACGUCGCCGUGUCCGAGCCCCUGGCCGUGCGCGCGCUCCUCUACGUCGCCGUGGCGGGGCUCAGGGCGGCGGACGUCGAGGCGGCGGCGCGGUCCGUGCUCCCCAGGUUCUACGCCGGCGACGUCCACCCGGAGGGGUGGCGCGUGUUCCGCUCGUUCGGCCGAAGGUGCGUCGUCACGGCGAGCCCGAGGGUGAUGGUGGAGCCGUUCGCCAAGGCGUUCCUUGGCGCGGACGUGGUCAUCGGGACGGAGCUGGAGGUGGGCGAGGACGGGAGGGCCACGGGGUUCGUCGCUGAGCCCGGGGUGCUCGUAGGCGAGCACAAGAGGCGGGCGGUGGAGAGGGAGUUCGGCGACGCGGUGCCGGACGUCGGCAUGGGGGACCGCGAGAGCGACUUCAACUUCAUGUCCGUCUGCAAAGAAGCGUACAUCGUGACACGGCAGAAGUACCGCGCCGUGCCCAGGGAGCAGCUGCGGAGCCGCGCCGUCCUCCACGACGGCCGCCUCGCCCGCCGCCCGACGGCGACCAGCACGCUGCUCACCUUCCUGUGGGUGCCGCUCGGCUUCGCGCUCGCGCUGCUGCGCGCGCGCCUCCACCUGCUCCUCCCGCCGCGCGCCGCCUCCUACGCCUGCAAGCUCACGGGCGUCAAGCUGGUGGUGCGCGGCCACCCGCCGCCACCGCCCAGAAAGGGACGCCCGGGGGUCCUCUUCGUGUGCAACCACCGCACAGCGCUCGACCCCGUCGCGGUCGCCGUCGCGCUGGGCCGCACGGUGAGCUGCUUCAUGGACAGCGCCCCCAGGUUCCCGGGGCUCGUCUCGCUGGUCAGGGCCGCCGUCGCGCCGUCUGGCCGGGUGCGCGAGGCGGACGCCGCCCGUGUCCGGCGGCUGCUCGAGUUCGGGGACGUCGUCAUCUUCCCCGAGGGCGCCACCUGCCGCGAGCCGUUCCUGCUGCGGUUCGGCGCGCUCUUCGCCGAGCUCACCGACCGCGUCGUGCCCGUGGCCAUCAACGCCAGGGAGAGCAUGUUCCACGGCUCCACUGCGCGCGGGGACAGGAGCAUGGAUCCCUACUUCUUCUUCAUGAACCCGCGGCCGACGUACGAGGUCACGUUCCUGAAUCAGCUUCCGAGGGAGCUCACCUGCGGCGGAGGGCGGUCGCCGGUCGAGGUGGCCAACUACGUCCAGAAGGUCCUGGCCGCGCAGCUCGGGUUCGAGUGCACUAGCAUCACCCCGGGAAGGACGAGUACGGGGUGGUCGACGGCUCUGACGGCCGCGCCCCGCGCGCAGCGUUGAAGGGAACGAGGAGAGCUAGUGAAGACAGAACAUCGAACCAACUGUUAACCUUUUAUUUUAUUUUGAAAUAUUGUUAUCUUCAACGGAUACGUGCAAUGAUACGACGACUAGUUACACGUGCUAUGAAUAGAU
This is a messenger RNA of Panicum hallii, 1629 nucleotides long. Its product is annotated as glycerol-3-phosphate 2-O-acyltransferase 6-like. The record is from RefSeq and is a predicted model, not a curated record. Lineage: Eukaryota; Viridiplantae; Streptophyta; Magnoliopsida; Poales; Poaceae. Gene Ontology annotation, biological process: cutin biosynthetic process. Gene Ontology annotation, molecular function: glycerol-3-phosphate 2-O-acyltransferase activity; phosphatase activity. The transcript is spliced from 2 exons. Bases 13 to 1497 code for a protein of 494 amino acids. Gene Ontology annotation, cellular component: membrane.